UUUCUCUUCUGUCUACUCCACCCCCAUUCCUCAUCUUCUCUCCGCUCACAGUCUCAUCAUGGUCGCCCUUCAGACUCUCAGUCUGGGACUGCUGGUUUCGCAGGCCUGGGCCAUCCCUGCUGCUCCUCAGCAGACCGCUACAACUACCCUACCCACCACCGCGUCCAGCUCGACUACAGUCGCCUCGUCCCAACUCGACCAACUAGCCGACUUUGCCUACAACAUCACAACGGACAACAUUGCUGGUGGCUCCGAGAACAAGCGUGGGGGCUGUACCUUGCAGAACCUCCGCGUCCGCCGCGACUGGAGGACCUUCUCGACUCUCCAGAAGAAGGCCUACAUCAACUCCGUCUUGUGCCUUCAGAAUUUGCCUUCGCGCACGCCAGCCCACGUAGCCCCGGGUGCCAAAACUCGCUAUGAUGACUUUGUUGCAACCCACAUCAACCAAACUCAAAUAAUCCACUACACGGGUACCUUCUUGGCCUGGCAUCGCUACUUUAUCUAUGAGUUCGAGCAAGCGCUUCGUGACGAGUGCGGAUACACCGGCGAUUACCCAUACUGGAACUGGGGUGCCGACGCCGAAAACUUGGAGAAGUCGCAGGUUUUCGAUGGCAGUGAGACUUCGAUGUCGGGCAAUGGCGAGUACAUCCCCAAUCAGCCCGAUGUGAAGCUGUACUUGGGCAACUACCCAGCUAUCGACCUUCCUCCCGGCAGUGGUGGCGGCUGUGUCACCAGCGGUCCGUUCAAGGAUUACAAGGUGAGCAUGGGUCCAGCGGCUCUGUCUCUUCCCGGUGGAAACAUGUCCGCUGUGGCCAACCCACUCGAGUACAACCCACGCUGCAUGAAGCGCUCCCUCACCACGGAGAUCGUGAAGAAAUAUGCCAACUUCCCGAAGAUUGUUGAGCUUAUCCUCGAAAGCGAAGAUGUCUGGGACUUCCAGAUGACCAUGCAGGGCGUCCCCGGAAGUGGCUCAAUCGGCGUGCACGGCGGUGGCCACUACUCCAUGGGUGGCGAUCCCGGGCGCGACGUCUACACAAGCCCUGGUGAUGUGGCCUUCUGGCAUCACCACGGUAUGAUCGACCGCACGUGGUGGAUCUGGCAGAACCUGGACUUGAAGAAGCGCCAGAACGCCAUCUCCGGCACCGGUACCUUCAUGAACAACCCUGCCUCUCCCAACACAACCCUGGACACCGUCAUUGAUAUCGGUUACGCCAACGGCAGCCCGAUUGCCAUGCGGGAUCUCAUGAGCACCACCGCAGGUCCUUUCUGCUACGUGUAUAUCUAAGGUGGC
Messenger RNA from Aspergillus alliaceus, 1291 nucleotides. Its product is annotated as tyrosinase family protein. Gene Ontology annotation, molecular function: oxidoreductase activity. Bases 59 to 1285 code for a protein of 408 amino acids. The transcript is spliced from 3 exons. The record is from RefSeq and is a predicted model, not a curated record. NCBI's taxonomy places the organism in Eukaryota, Fungi, Ascomycota, Eurotiomycetes, Eurotiales, Aspergillaceae.